Molecule: messenger RNA, 1308 nt
Organism: Spirodela intermedia
Lineage: Eukaryota; Viridiplantae; Streptophyta; Magnoliopsida; Alismatales; Araceae
Source: the annotation of a GenBank genome assembly
AUGAGUGACCCAAGCAUGCAGAUCUGGAACAACGCGGUCUUCGACGACGGCAGCUGCAGCGCCGGUGGGUCCGCGGCCAAGCGCUCCCCCGCCUGGUGCGCCUUCAGGCCCCUCUCCGCCAUUCCCCCUCCUGCAGAGCCCUUCACGCUCGCCGCCGGCAAGGAGAACCGCAGCCCUGGUUUUGCCUUCCUCGCCGGCGGCGCCCUCCCUCUCUCGGCGGCGAUUCCCCCGGACCAGUCGACGAUCGGGGUUGGCGGCACCGGAGCAGGGAGGAGCAUCGAGGAGGAGAUCGAGGAGGUUGAGAAGGAGAUCGAGCGUCUGCAGGCCAGGUUGCAGGAGCUGCGCCUCAAGAAGACAGAGAGGGAUUCUCGAUCCGCUUCACGGCGUGGAAGGAUCGUCCCCUCCAAGUUCUUGGAUUUGAAGCCGAGCCCGGCCAAGAAAUCGGAGGUGGUGGGGUCUCCUGCUGGCGGCGGGUACCGGCGGAGGAGCGCCAGCCUCGGGCCGCUGGAGAUCUGCGCCGCUACCAUCGGACUCCGGCGGGGGGAGGAGGUCCCGCCGCCGCCCAGUCUCACCCCACUCCGUUCAGCGCAGAGCAAACGGAAAUCCUGCUUCCAGAAGCUCCAAGACAUAGCGGAGGACGAAGGAGAGGUGGAGAAGAAGAUACCCUGCGGCUCCAUCGCCAAGGACCCCGCAUUGACGAUGGCGAACUCACCGGCAGGUCCGACGAAUGAAGAGUUCAGUAGGAAGGGGGUCAGCCUAGGGCCCUCUGUGAUCUCAGCCGCUUCCUCCGCCCUCCGCCGGGAAGAAAUCAAAGAAGCCCGCUGUCUCGGUAGAGGAGGAGGAGGACGGAGGAAGGAGAUCCAGCCGAAGAUGCUCUUCCACGAGACGAAGAAGCCCUUCAAGCGGGAGGCUGCGGCGGCGGCAGCGCCGCCGCCGCCGCCAUUGCGGGAGCCGAGGAAAUCUGCGCCGCCGCCCAAGAGGGCAUCGGAAACUCCCAAGGUGAGGACAGUAUCCAGCCGCUACAGUCUGAUCACCGUCAAGGUCGGCAGGAACCCUCCGGAGGGGAAGCGCCGGAAAUGGUCCCUCCCGACGGCGGCGGCAGCGGCGGUGGACAAGUUCAUGCCAUGGGAGGGACCCGAGAUGAUCGACGAGGAGGUGGCCCUCACGGAGGUCAACGCUGAAGGCUCCGGCAGAGCUGGAAUGAUCGGUCAACCGGCGGGACGACGAAACAACUUCCCUCGGGCGUCCUCUGCGUUGAGUGAAGAAGAAGACCUCAUGGACCUGGAAGAAGAUGACGAACAACAGUAA